GCCCGGCUGGAGCCCGGCUAGAGCCCGCUCUCCGCUCGCCAUGGCACGCGCCGCCCCGCUCCUCGCCGCGCUGGCCGCGCUCCUGGCCGCCGCGACCGGCGGAGACGUCCGGCCCAACAGAAUCGCGGUGGUUGGGGCUGGAAUCGGGGGCUCUGCCGUGGCCCAUUUUCUCCAGCAGCACUUCGGCCCCCAGGUGCAGAUCGACGUAUAUGAGAAGGGGACAGUGGGUGGCCGCCUGGCCACCAUCUCGGUCAACAAGCAGCACUACGAGAGCGGGGCCGCCUCCUUCCACUCCCUCAGCCUGCACAUGCAGAACUUCGUCAAGCAGCUGGGGCUGAGACACCGGCGAGAGGUGGUCGGCAGGAGCGCCAUCUUUGGUGGGGAGCAUUUCGUGCUGGAGGAGACCGACUGGUACCUGCUGAACCUCUUCCGUCUCUGGUGGCACUAUGGCAUCAGCUUCCUGAGACUGCAGAUGUGGGUGGAGGAGGUCAUGGAGAAGUUCAUGAGGAUCUACAAGUACCAGGCCCACGGUUACGCCUUUUCGGGCGUAGAGGAGCUGCUCUACUCGCUGGGGGAGUCUGCCUUCGUCAACAUGACCCAGCGCUCCGUGGCCGAGUCCCUGCUCCAAGUGGGCGUCACGCAGCGCUUCAUCGACGAUGUGGUCUCCGCCGUCCUGCGCGCCAGCUACGGCCAGUCAGCAGCGAUGCCUGCCUUUGCUGGAGCCAUGUCACUAGCUGGGGCCCAGGGCAGCCUGUGGUCUGUGGAAGGAGGCAACAAGCUGGUAUGUUCCGGCCUGCUGAGGCUCACCAAGGCCAACGUGAUCCACGCUACAGUGACUUCCGUGACCCUGCACAGUAAAGAAGGGAAAGCCUUGUACCAAGUAGGGUAUGAGAGUGAGAGGGGCAGCGGGUCCGACUUCUACGACAUAGUGGUGAUCGCAGCGCCCCUGCCCCUGCACAACGGCGGCAGCACCAUCGCCUUCGAAGGCUUCGACCCGCCCAUUGCUGUUGCCCAGGGCUCCUUCCAGCCCACGGUGGUCUCCUUGGUCCACGGCUACCUCAACUCCUCCUACUUCGGUUUCCCCGACCCGAAACUUUUCCCGUUUGCCAGCAUCCUCACCACAGAUUUCCCCAACUUCUUCUGUGCGCUGGACAACAUUUGUCCCGUCAAUAUCUCAGGCAGCUUCCGGCGCAAACAGCCUCAGGAGGCAGCCGUCUGGCGAGUCCAAUCCCCCAAGCCCCUCUCGCGGACCCAGCUGAAGACCCUCUUUCGUUCCUAUUACUCAGUCCAGACGGCCGAAUGGCAGGCCCACCCACUCUACGGUUCCCAUGCCACCCUCCCUCGUUUCGAGCUCCAUGACCAGCUCUUCUACCUCAGUGCCCUGGAGUGGGCAGCCAGCUCCGUGGAGGUGAUGACCGUCGCGGCCAAGAACGUGGCCUUGCUGGCUUUCAACCGCUGGUACCAGGACCUAGACAAGAUCGACCAAAAGGAUCUGAUACACACGGUGAAGACUGAACUGUGAGGGUUCCGGGAGGGCCUAGAAUCCUCCCAAGCUCCUCAGCUCCCCUGGAAGACAGAUCACCCACCGCAGUCAAGGUUGGGCAAGUCACACACAGCCCCCCCAACCUCUUACCCCUGUGUGUGGAGUGUGCUGUGUCCUCUCUCUAGGGAUCAAGGUGGCAACUCUCUGCCUUUCUUAAGGAGUCUUAAGGUGGUUACUUUUUUUUAAGGUGGAGAGUAAGAGAAAGGAAGGAAACUCAA
Molecule: messenger RNA, 1761 nt
Organism: Condylura cristata (star-nosed mole)
Lineage: Eukaryota; Metazoa; Chordata; Mammalia; Eulipotyphla; Talpidae
Gene: PCYOX1L
Product: prenylcysteine oxidase 1 like
Exons: 6
Coding region: 41-1522 (493 amino acids)
Biological process (GO): prenylcysteine catabolic process; prenylated protein catabolic process
Molecular function (GO): prenylcysteine oxidase activity
Source: RefSeq, a predicted model, not a curated record